This is a messenger RNA of Labrus bergylta (ballan wrasse), 2048 nucleotides long. The record is from RefSeq and is a predicted model, not a curated record. NCBI's taxonomy places the organism in Eukaryota, Metazoa, Chordata, Actinopteri, Labriformes, Labridae.
AGAUUUAAACAUGUAGGUCUAUGGUAAUAACAUAUGACCCUAAUCAUUUGGUGGCAGAAAUGCAAAGCAGUGUAAGAAACCAAAGUAUAAUCUUCAGUCUGUAAAGUAUGACACACAUGUUAAGGUGAAAUAGGUCACUUAAUUCUAAUAGUCGUAACUUUGCUCACUAUGGUAACCUGCGGCUCAUAAAGCUGCUUGUUCUGUAGUUCUCUUUAAAAAGAGAGAUAUUGAUUAUUCUUAAAUGUGCAUUUUUCAAUUAGGUUAUGUAUGAAUAAGCAUAUUUCAAUCUCUCUUUCUUCAUUUAAACUACUCAGGAAUUGCUUUUAAGUCCAAAUGAAUACAGCCUUUUUUAACCAUCAAAAUCCAUAUUUAGGCUACUCAUGACCGCCGCGAUCUUGUCCUGUAGGAGCUGAUAGAUUUGAGAUAAGACUGCUAUGGGGUCAUGCCCUGUUAAAAGCGCCAGGGGGACCAAAACAUGCGUCAGUUUGAAGAACACUGUGCUGGGUGCGUCUACAAUGGCUCCCUGGUACGCACCAAGUCUUCGCUCCCGUCUGGCACCUUUGUUGCUUUUUUUGCAGAUGGGGUUUAUUUUCAUAUAUGGCUUUUGCACUGAGGUAGAGAGCAAUGUGAGUGUUGACGGAAUAACGUUCAGAAACUUUUACCCAAACUUCCAGGAUGUAAAUGUUAUAGUGUUUCUAGGUUUUGGAUUCUUAAGCACUUUUCUAGUGCGUUAUGGUUUCAGUGGCUGUGGAUUCAACGUUCUUGUGUCUGUCAUGGCAACUCAGCUGGCUAUCAUACUCAAUGGAAUUGAGUCCUGGUAUUACAGAGGAAAGAUCAGUAUCAAUUUGAGAAGCUUAGUUGUUGCUGAGAUGUGCACCGUAUCUGCCCUCAUUUCAAUUGGAGCCGUGCUGGGGAAGACUAACCCUGUGCACCUCGUCUUUAUUGCCCUGCUUGAGGUAUCUGGAUUUGUUCUGAAUAAGUGGUUCCUCCAGACUCUGUUAAAGGUCCAACCUUUGAACAGCAUCAUGCAGCUUCACAUCUUUGGGGCCUUUUUUGGACUCAUGCUGACUUGGAUGCUGUAUCGGAAAGGAUCUGAGCUACCAUUUGAAAAAGAGAAAUCUGAUCACAAAUCAGGAUUAUUCUCCAUGCUGGGGACUGUGUUCCUAUGGAUGUUCUGGCCAAGUUUUAAUUCAGUACUUGUGGGUGAUGCUCCUUCUGGGAGGAAGUUGGGGGUCGUGUGCAGCACCUACCUUGCUCUGGCUGUCAGUGCUGUAACAGCAGCUGCUGUUUCUGUCCUCUCCAGUCCCAAGGGAAAACUCAACCUGAACCACAUGCAGUCAUGCAUCCUUGCUGGUGGUGUUGCUAUUGGGGUUUCCAUGUCAGUGGUUCAUCAGCCAUGGGAAGCCAUGUCAAUCGGAUUCAUUGCAGCAAUUGUCUCAACCAUUGGAUACAGAUAUCUCAAGAUCCACAUGCUUCUUGCAUUUCAGUGCCAUGACACCUGUGCUAUGCUGAGCACACACGGGCUCCCUGGUCUACUUGGGUGGCUGGCACAUCUUGUCCUUCAGCUUAAAGACUGUGAUGAUCACACCAUGGGAAUCCGGUUUGCUGUUGUUCACAUUUGUACACUUUUCAUCACCAUCACUCUGAGUCUGUCCAUGGGAAUCAUUACAGGGUGUUUACUGAAGUUGAACUUCUGGAGACCACCCCAGGACAAGAAAUGUUUUGAUGAUCAGGCUUUUUGGGAGGUACGGUAUUAAGACAUAAUCUUCUGACAGGCUAACUAAUAUCAAGCUUAAGAUGAUAAAAGUCAUCCACAAUAAUUCUAAAUUUCAAUUCAUUUAUAAAUAUUGUGUGUUGUGUGAAAAACCAUAAAAAGGUUAACUCAAUGCAAUAAUGAACACAAUAUUUUAUUGUUUUACAGUUUCCCCAUCUUGCAGUGCAAAAGUGAAAUGUGGAGAAGGAAGUUGAUGGAGCUUGAUCUUCAGAGUAAAAACUCUCUUUGGUGUGCUUUCAUAACAGUGUAUUCAAACUAAAACAUUUGCAUUCUU